Messenger RNA from Penicillium samsonianum, 655 nucleotides. Its product is annotated as putative NADH-ubiquinone oxidoreductase 178 kDa subunit. Gene Ontology annotation, cellular component: mitochondrion. NCBI's taxonomy places the organism in Eukaryota, Fungi, Ascomycota, Eurotiomycetes, Eurotiales, Aspergillaceae. The record is from RefSeq and is a predicted model, not a curated record. The transcript is spliced from 3 exons. Bases 31 to 534 code for a protein of 167 amino acids.
CGAUCAUCACCAAUUGCUUCCCUCCACACAAUGUUCGCUGCCAGACGAUCUGCUCCUUCGACGCGGCAGCUGCUGCGCACCCAGCGCCGCUGGGGCUCCCACGCCGCCCACGAGCCCGUGAACGAAGGCUUCGGCCGCAGCUUCUACAUCACCUCCGGCUCCAUCGCCGCCGCCUUCCUCCUCUACCGCAUCUCCGAGUCCAACACUGAAUCCGGCAAGCCGUCUUGGAUCGCCGGCCUCAUUGACAAGUGGACGCCUUCCCAGGAGGUCUUCGAGCAACGCAAUGCUAUCCACACCGCUAUGAUGGAGAAGGCUGCUUCUGACCGCCACUUGCUCGGUAGUCAGGGCCCAGCCGAGGGUUUUGCACUUAGACAGCCGGAUAUGCUGAAUGCCGGCUCUCCUUACAACGUUUCGCCCGGUUCGCAGGCCGACCUGAGCCAUGUCGUCGCUCACUACCAGCGCAAGAACCAGGAGACUGAGGAGUCUCGGGUUGCGCGGAUGAAGGACGGCAAGGUUGUGUCGCUCUAUGACUAAUCUCUUUUCUUUUGAUCGGCUGUCUGAAAUAGACAUGUGUGGAGGAAAAAUCAUGUACAUAUACGUUGGGACUUGACGUUCAAUCCAGCACCUGAUAAUUGGAUUUUCUUUUGUUUUUGAA